UUUGCUGAUGGACGGCUGUGUGAGGUUCGUUUUGAUGCCAAUGGAGCUGCCAUGAAAAGGCCUCCUCACUACCUGGGGGGAGACUUGAGGGAUGGAAAGUUUUUGCCGGUCAGACAUGUCCUGCUGCCCACAGACCGUGGCCAGUAUCUACAGGUGCACAGGCAACAGGUUCCUCUUUCCCGCCGGAUGUCACAUGAUGAGAUGGAUCUCUUCCCCCCUCGCUCUUCUCCUCUCCUGCUCAGGUGGUCUUCCUCAGAUGAUAUACGUGGGGGGAGCAGCCCUGUCAGCCCACGCCGUACUCAUGAUGCUCAGCACUGGAGCCGGCGCCAACCCCCACGGGGAGAGGGGGAAGAAGGGCUAACUUCUCUGCGCCAGUUUUUGGCAGGAGGGAUAACUGGCUCUUCAGGGUUGGGGGGUGGCAUACCCAGUUCCUUCUUUAGGGAUGAGAUUACAGCAUUUAUUGAUGACACACCUUGCCCUUCACCCAUCGGGACCCCUCACAGAUCCCGACCUAAACCCCGAAAUUCUCCACUCCCAAGGAAAGAAGCAGAGACAGGUAUGACCUAUGGAGGUGUGGGGGAGCGACGCCUGUCCCUAUGUAGCCCUUCACUUGCUGUGUCUGAAAGACGUAGAGCUUCUCUGUCUGAACAAGGGUGCACUGGGUCUUCAUGAUGUAGUUGUCAACUCCUGAAUAUCUGGUAUGUCACUGGGGUGCACACUAGAAAUUCUCUGUUCUCAGGCAAAUCUGCUGAGGUGUAAGAGGGGGUUAUACUUAACUACAUGCCCUCUUACCCCUUUGCCCCCUCCAACACUCAACAAACUGGAAAAUGAGCCAAAAGAUGACAAAAUAAAAUGUGAUUUGAAUAGAAA
Messenger RNA from Bombina bombina (fire-bellied toad), 870 nucleotides. Its product is annotated as probable G-protein coupled receptor 162. The record is from RefSeq and is a predicted model, not a curated record. Lineage: Eukaryota; Metazoa; Chordata; Amphibia; Anura; Bombinatoridae. Gene Ontology annotation, biological process: G protein-coupled receptor signaling pathway. Bases 52 to 672 code for a protein of 206 amino acids. Gene Ontology annotation, molecular function: G protein-coupled receptor activity. The transcript has 2 exons. Gene Ontology annotation, cellular component: membrane.